GAGUUGUACAGAGGAGUGAGGAUGAUUCAAGUUAUCUACUUUGUUACAGCGGAAGUUGAGGAUAUGAUGUAAUGCAAGUGUGUUGAAGUUUGAGGCUGUGAAUUGCACAUACGCAUCGAAGUAAGCAGAAAAAAUUGAUUUGUUGCAUAUAGUCAUAUACUAUAAUAUAGUAAAUCAUGUCAAGGUUGGUGGUGGUACAGCAUCAGCACCACAAAAACUCAUCUCCCUCUCGUCUCCCUUCUUCUCUCUACGACUUCAAUGGUGCUGGAUUCCACAAUCAAGUUCAGUUGCAGUGUAAGAAAAAGGUAUGGAUCAAGCCCAAAGGAGGAUUAAGCGUUACAUCUAUUAGUGCAAAAAGGACUUUUAUAAUGGAUGCCACUCAAGUCUUUGGAAAGCAAUGCUCAGAAUCUUGUGCCAAAGAGGAGCGUCAGACUAAAGCUUUUGCAAUUCCUAGAAGGAAUGCAAUGGCCUUGAUCUUGUCAGGCUACCUGUUCUCAGAAGUUGUGUCAGUUGAUACUGCAUUUGCUCAACAAUCUGUUGCCUUCAGAGAAUACAUAGAUACUUUCGAUGGUUAUUCAUUGAAGUACCCUCAAAACUGGAUUCAAGUGCGAGGAGCUGGGGCAGACAUAUUUUUCAGAGAUCCUUAUGUUCUUGAUGAAAAUGUCUCUGUUGAGCUGUCCUCUCCAUCAUCCUCCAAGUACAAGAGCGUCGAAGACUUAGGUCCACCAGAACAGGCUGCGGAGAAAGUACUGAAGCAGUAUCUGACAGAGUUUAUGUCAACAAGACUAGGCGUUAGACGUGAAUCAAAUAUUCUUACCACAUCAUCAAGAAUUGCUGAAGAUGGGAGGCUCUAUUAUCAAGUUGAGGUAAACAUUAAAUCAUAUGCAAGCAACAAUGAGCUGGCUGUUAUGCCCCAAGACCGAGUACCUAGGCUCGAAUGGAAUAGGCGGUACCUUUCUGUUCUAGGAGUUGAAAACAACCGUUUAUAUGAGCUGAGACUUCAAACACCUGAAAAUGUUUUUGAAGAAGAGGAAAAUGAUCUCCGCCAGGUUAUGGAUUCCUUUAGAGUAAACAAGGUGACUGUUUAACACCAUGCUGUAUGAAAAAAGCUUUAUUCUUUUUUCUUUUCUCGCAGGCCUUAUUCUUUGAAAGCCAUUUUUAUGUAGCUUCUUUUUUUCUCUCUAAACUUCAUUUGUAGCCAUGUAGUUGAUUGUUGAGUAAUGUGCAUUGGAUUUUUCAUACAAUAUUCAAUGCCAAACUCUUGACGGUCCUGUGUUAAAUUAUUCAAGAGAUGUUGAAGCGUGUCAAAUGAGAAA
Humulus lupulus (European hop) is the source of this 1316-nucleotide messenger RNA. Its product is annotated as psbP domain-containing protein 1, chloroplastic. The coding region runs from base 177 to 1088 and encodes 303 amino acids. Gene Ontology annotation, cellular component: photosystem II oxygen evolving complex; extrinsic component of membrane; photosystem II. Gene Ontology annotation, molecular function: calcium ion binding. Gene Ontology annotation, biological process: photosynthesis. NCBI's taxonomy places the organism in Eukaryota, Viridiplantae, Streptophyta, Magnoliopsida, Rosales, Cannabaceae. The transcript has 4 exons. The record is from RefSeq and is a predicted model, not a curated record.